Aspergillus chevalieri is the source of this 2220-nucleotide messenger RNA. RefSeq lists its product as uncharacterized. Bases 1 to 2220 code for a protein of 739 amino acids. The transcript has 2 exons. The record is from RefSeq and is a predicted model, not a curated record. NCBI's taxonomy places the organism in Eukaryota, Fungi, Ascomycota, Eurotiomycetes, Eurotiales, Aspergillaceae.
AUGCCUAUUUUCCAAGAUCCGGAUCAUCAGCGCCUCUACGAUUUAUGGUCCGAUGACCACCAGUCCCACGAGCACCAGAACCACCAGGACAGAGAGGAUAGGCCGUGGAAUGAUGCGCCAUCAUGGAGGAAUGACUUUGAUUACGGAGAGUCUAAAUGCGAAUCCUUGAACCCGGAAGUCAGGGACUUUGGGUACUCCCGACUCCCGGGUCCUCAUUUCUCCAAGUUACAUACCAGUGAUCGCGGGGAGCUGAUACAGUACCUUAAGAGGUCUGAGACGUCGGCUUGGAUACAGAGUCGUCUGGCGGACAACUCAAGUGACUAUUCGAUACACGUCAUGCCAUGCGAGCGCUCACAUAUGGACAGUUUUGACCGGAAUACCGGUAGUGGGCGACAAGAAAAUGAAACUACAGAAUUGGCCUCUCCUACUAGUAUAGAGCGGCCUCGUUCAGCGUUACAUUCUGGCGAUUUCAGGGAGGGAGGUGGUGGACAACAGAUAAAGGGACAACUACAGUCCCUUUCUUCUGAACAUGGCCAUGGCCCCUCCCAUCUCUCUCUGCUAGGAUCCUCUCCCACCACUCCUUGGUUCAAAACCCCAGUAUUUUCCUCAUCACUGUCGCUGCGCACCCCCACGCAUGAUCCGGAGCCGAGAAGUCCGGUAAAUAGGUCGCGGGCACCUUCAUUCUCGUCCAGCUAUGUUCUGAAGGCUCCAACCAGUCCUCUUGUGUACCAAGCGAAUAACACAGACCUUGACUUUUCCCCCAAGGUCGAUGCCAUGGAAAUAUCGGAGUCUCAGGAGAAAGCCAACCGUCGUCGCACUUUGCCCCCAGAGACUUUCCGGUACCUACAGUCAUCGCCUACAGAUCAAAUCAACUUUGGCGCCUUUGAUAUUCAUCAGCGACGAGAAGAGGUUCUCCCCCAGCCAAGCUCGCCCCGACGGACAUUGGCGUCCGGAUACAGUCUGCAACUUGCUUCAUCGAUCCAGGCUCCUGCGCAGCGGGCCAGAAGGCCAUCUUUUGACGUACCUUUGAAAGGUCACGCUCCAAUGGUCGGAUCGUACGAAGAGUCUAUACUCCGCGGACGGAUGUCGAUGAACCCUUCGAAACCUCUAGAUUUCACGGCGCAAAUUGGCGUGCUUGGGAGAAGUAAAUGCAAGUCGAGUCUCAAAUGCCCGCCACAUGUGUCAAUACCGUUCCCUGCAGUGUUUUAUAGUUACCCUACUUCGGGUUCUGGACGGUCUAUUUCGGACGAUAAUCCAAGUCCUUAUGUCGGUCAUAUCGAUUUGGAAAACUCACUUCCGAAAGACGACCCGGCUACCAACAAGCGUCGCAGACGCUAUCAGAGCCCAACGGGAAUGAAUAAUGACCCCGUUGCCAACGAUGCAGUUGCGCCUAAAUAUUCUGACCAAGACACACUGCGCCGACGAGAGAAGAGAAACAGAAGGGCAGACUCACCGAAAUGUCCGCCCGGCGGGUGCUACAGAAUACCGCAACAAGGACAACUGCAAAUCAUGAUCAAGAACCCGAAUAAGACAGCGGUCAAUCUAUUCCUAGUUCCGUAUGACUUGAGCGAUAUGGAACCGGGCACAAAGACAUUCAUCCGGCAGAGAAGCUAUUCAGCUGGUCCCAUAAUCGACAUGCCCCUCAGUGCACGGAAGAAUUACGGCACUGAUCGCCCGGAGGCAUCACUGAGUGUAUCAGAGGAUCCUAAGGACAAGCCUAUCCUGAGAUAUCUGGUCCAUUUGAAUAUCUGCUGCCCGUCCAAAGGCCGUUUCUAUCUGCACUCGAGCAUCCGCGUUGUAUUCGCCAAUCGAGUCCCGGAUGGAAAGGAGAAGUUGCGAAACGAAACACAACAUCCCGAUCCAAAGUAUACGCCGUACAAGCCCGCUCGGGAUCCCGGCACCAAGUCUGCCUCAGAGAAGACGGAUCACAGACGGAGUGCAGCAGGUCAAGGUACGAUACCCAAUGAUACUGAGGGAAUAAGAGAUCUCGCUGCCGUGCCUGCACGGCAUCCGUUCCAGCCCAUCCCAUCUCUAAGAGAAACUCCACUUACCUCUCCCGGUUCCGAAUCAGCUGGCGAGGCCGGAAUAUAUAACAAACUUAGCAGAGGUGAUGCUGGGUACGGCGGUUAUCAGUUCGGCUCCGAGGUUGGAGAAAGCCUGCUAGCCAAAAGAUUGCGCGGGCUAGAUGUCCAGAAACAUGACACGCGGUAUAUCAACUGA